Molecule: messenger RNA, 4695 nt
Organism: Epinephelus fuscoguttatus (brown-marbled grouper)
Lineage: Eukaryota; Metazoa; Chordata; Actinopteri; Perciformes; Serranidae
Exons: 10
Coding region: 1957-2619 (220 amino acids)
Source: RefSeq, a predicted model, not a curated record
AUGAGUGUACCCACUCAGUUCCUGUUCUCAACCCAGAUAGAGGACCAAGUCAUAUGUUAUUCUGUGUCCUCAAUCAUUUCGGUCUGUAAGAAGAUGAGGGUGAAUAUCUUCAGCUGCCUGUUAGCCUUUAUUCUGGGCUGUAACGUCACUGCAGCAAUAAUCCAUAGAGUAGUCGAGGAAAAUGGCAUUGUCUUCAUGCCAUGCCCUGAUUCUGUGGAGGGUACAGUGACGUGGAGCAGAGAGAGUAAUGGAAACAAAGUUACGAUAUUAACAUGUGAUGGUGAACAGGACAAAAGACACAUCCAUGACCCGGAGAGACGAUACAGAUCACUCGGGAAAAAGCUGCUCUACAUUACCAGAGUUAUCAUCUCAGACACUGGAAGAUACUUUUGUAAUGAUGAACCAGCUGUGGAGCUGAUGGUGAACCCAGCAGGAGGCAACAAGACACCAAUGACAACCUCAGCAACAACAACACCUACAGCAGCAGCAACAACUGAAACAGCGACUCCUUAUCUGUGGCAGAUGUGUGUUCGUACGGUGAUUGGAAUCCUCUAUUUAAUCAUCAUGAUCAGCAUCACUGUCACCACCUGGAGAAAAGGUGAAUAUAGGUUCAACUGAAACUAUCUGAAAAUGUUCAGCAGGUCUGCAUCGUGAUACACUCUCAUGAAGUCAUGUUGGCAACUCAAAGAGGAUUCAACUCAACAAAUAACAGCAAGACACAACAGAAAUAGAAAAUGAUCUCUGAUCCUCCGUCAUGCAGAAACAAGAGCAUGGAAAAUUCACCUGUCAUCAGCAUUCGUCCUCAUUCAGUCUACGGCUGAUGCCACUGAUACACUGCUGAUACUACUAUAACCACUGUUACUACUACUUCUUCUCAGGGCUGUCACUUUUUAUUACAAAUGCAAACACUGCACUGACCUGAAAUUGUAAACUUACAGUCCAGCAGGUGCAACAAACUAUUUGAAGUAGUUGUGGUCCAGCAGACAGCUCACUGUGUCGUGUUUAUUAUGCUAUGUGACUUACGUUGAAAUUGCAAACGAAUUAUGUAGGCCUAUUAGUUUCAAUUUGAUUGAACUUAAACUUUUUGAAAUAGUGAUAGUGCUACUAUUUUUACUGUUUCUGCCGCUGCAGCACAGAGAUCUAGGCCAUUUUUCCUGUUUUUGGUCUGCAUGGUUUCUUUUUGUAAGAAGUAAAACUGCAAUGCACAACAAUGUUGCAUGCAUUUUCUUUCCAGAACAAACUGGGCUAUAAAAAUAUGUAUAUAUAUGUAUAUAAAAUAUGUAGGGAUGUGACAUUUAUGUAUAAAUAGUUACAUGACCAUAAAAAUGAAAAAUAAAAACAGAAAUUGAAUCAUAGAUAUUAAUUCAAAACACACAUUGAACAGUGCAUUACAGGACUCUGGGCUGUAGAAGUUUGCAAAGUGAGCAAGUGAACAAAAGAAAAAUCUAUAUCAAAUCAGCAUCUGGUGUGAGCACCCUUUGCCUUUAAAACAGCAUCAAUUCUUCCAGGUACACUUGUGCAAAGUCAGGGAUUUUGUAGAAUCACAGUCACGUGUAUGAUUAACCAAUUAUAUCAAACAGGUGCUAAUGAUGAUCAGUUUCAUACCGUUCUUAGAACAGGAGGCUUAAAACUGGGGGAGGAACAGCCAGACUCUGCUACCAAGGUGAGGUUGUGGAAGACACCGUGACAGGACUGAGCACAGCAACAAGACACAAGGUAGUUACUGUGCAUCAGCGACAUUUCUCCCAGGCAAAGAUGAAACAGGAAAUGUUGAGGACCAUAGACACAGUGGUCGGCCAAGGAAACUUAGUGCAGCAGAUGAAAGACACAUUAUUCUCACUUUCCUUCUAAAGCAGAAGAUGUCCAGCAGUGCCAUCAGCUCAGAACUAGCAGAAACCACUGGGACCCAGGUACACCUAUCUACUGUCCAGAGAAGUCUGGCCAGAGGUGGUCUUCAUGGGAGAAUUGCGGCCAAAAAGCCAUACCUCUGAUGUGGAAGCGGGGCCAAGCGACUCAAGUUUGCACAAGAACAUAGGAACUGGGGUGCAGAAAAAUGCAGCAGUCUGUAAGAAGAUGAGGGUGAAUAUCUUCAGCUGCCUGUUAGCCUUUAUUCUGGGCUGCAACGUCACUGCAGCAAUAAUCCAUAGAGUAGUCGAGGAAGAUGGCAUCAUCUUACUGGAAUGUCCUGAUUCUGUGGAGGGUACAGUGACGUGGAGCAGAGAGAGUAAUGGAAACAAAAUUGAGAUAUUAACAUGUGAUGGUGAACAGGACAAAAGACACAUCCAUGACCCGGAGAGACGACACAGAUCAUUUGGGAAAAAGCUGCUCUACAUUACCAGAGUUAUCAUCUCAGACACUGGAAGAUACUUUUGUAAUGAUGAACCAGCUGUGGAGCUGAUGGUGAACCCAGCAGAAGGCAACAAGACACCAAUGACAACCUCAGCAACAACAACACCUACAGCAGCAGCAACAACUGAAACAGCGACUCCUUAUCUGUGGCAGAUGUGUGUUCGUACGGUGAUUGGAAUCCUCUAUUUAAUCAUCAUGAUCAGCAUCACUGUCACCACCUGGAGAAAAGCUCAACAAAUAACAGCAAGACACAACAGAAACAGAAAAUGAUGUUUGAUCCUCCAUAAUGCAGAAACAAGAGCAGUCCAAACUCACCUGUCAUCAGCAUUCGUCCUCAUUCAGUCCAACUGUAAACUACUGUUACUGCUUCUACGGCUGAUGCCACUGAUACACUGCUGAUACUACUAUAACCACUGUUUCUACUACUUCUUCUUAGGGCUGUCACUUUUUAUUACAAAUGCAAACACUGCACUGACCUGAAAUUGUAAACUUACAGUCUAUAAGUACAACAAUGUAAACUAAGCACAAAACAGUAAGGAAAUUUGUGUGUUGGUAGAUUAUUUCUGUGUUGAUCCUACAAUCCAAUUGCCGUAGGCAGAAUCUGGACUCAUUGCUGAACAUAAUGUUCCUCCACAUGCUCAGGUUCCAGUGCACGUGUUGCUGACAUCACCUCAAGCGGGCCUGACAGUGAAGGGCAGUCAUGGUAGGCCUCCUUGCAGCCCUGUUAGACCAGAGAUUGGCUGUGUGCAGUCUGUUCUAGAUUGUCUGGGCAGAGAGCCGACGGCCAUGUCGUCUUGCAAACCUUGACUGCAAAUCUGUAGAAGACUGCACCAUUUAAAAGGGAAAUAAGCAGGCUUUCCAACAGUAUAUGUUUUAUUGCCAAGAAGCAUUGUAAAAACAAAGAAAUAAUCUACCAAACACAAAUUUCCUUACUUUUUGUGCUGUUUAUUCAAAUUAGUUUAUGCUGUGGUCCAGCAGACAGCUCACUGUGUCUUGUUUAUCAUGCUAUGUGAGUUACGUUUGCAAACGAAUUAUGUAUUAGUUUCAGUUUGUUUAAACUCAAGCUUUUUAACAUAGUGAUAGCUCUACUACUUUUACUGUUUCUGCCGCCACAGCACAGACUGUAGUUAAACACAGUUAAAACCUACAGAGGUCUAGGCCAUUUUUCCUGUUUUUGGUCCGCAUGGUUUCUUUUUGUAAGAAUGCAAGUACAACUGUAAUGCACAACAAUGUUGUAUGCAUUUUUAUUUUCCAGGACAAACUGGGCUAUAAAAAUAUGUAUGCUGCAGGGAUGUGACAUUUCUUUGACAAUAGUUAAAUUAUAUACAUGCAAACAUUUUAGGUAGGUGUAAGGAAAUGCUGUAAAGUAAGAAUGCCUUUGCUGCAUGUCACUCCCUCUCUCUCUCUCUCUCUCUCUCUCCCCCCUCACGCUUGUCUGUCCUGUUAAAUAAAGGCUAAAAAUGCCCAAAAAUGAUCUUUUAAAAAAAAAAAAAAUGAAUGCUUUCAAAAAUGUAAAUUAAAAAAAUAUAGAAAAUAUAUAUUUAAUUGUUUGUUUCAUCAAUGUACAAAAUGCAAAGUUAGCAAGUGAACAAAAAAAAAUCUAAAUCAAGUCAACAUCUGGUGUGACCACCUUUUGCCUUUAAAACAGCAUCAAUUCUUCCAGGUACACUUGCAGCAGAAGAAAGACACAUUAUUCUUACUUCCCUUCUAAAGCAGAAGAUGUCCAGCAGUGCCAUCAGCUCAGAACUAGCAGGAACCAGUGGGACCCAGGUACACUUAUCUACUGUCCGGAGAAGUCUGGCCAGAAGUGGUCAACAUUAAGUCUGUCUGGGAUAACAUGAAGAGACAGAAGGAUAUGAGGCAGCCUACAUCCACAGAAGAUCAGUGGUUAACAACCUAGCUGCCGAGUUCCUUCAAAAGCUGUGUGCAAGAACUAAAAAUAAACAAUUACAUUUUACAUUCAUUCAUUCAUCUUCUAACUGCUUCAUCCUCUUGAGGGUCGCGGGGGGGCUGGAGCCUAUCCCAGCUGACUUCGGGGUGAGAGGCAGGGUACACCCUGGACAGGUCACCAGACUAUCGCAGGGCUGACACAUAGAGACAAACAACCAUUCACGCUCACAUUCACACCUACGGACAAUUUAGAGUUAUCAAUUAACCUAGUCCCCAAUCUGCAUGUCUUUGGACUGUGGGAGGAAGCCGGAGUGCCCGGAGAGAACCCACGCUGACACGGGGAGAACAUGCAAACUCCGCACAGAAGGGCUCCCACGCCUGGGAUCGAACCGACAACCCUCUUGCUGUGAGGCGAGAGUGCUAACCACCAUACUACCGUGCCGGCCACAUUUUAUA